AACCCAGAAAAGGAAUUCAACACUCGAGAUCGAUCGAGAGCGAGAGAGAGAUUUUGAGUGCAAUAAUUUACCAAAUUUGUUAUCACGAUGGAAGCCUCAACCGACAAGGACUUCAAGAUCGGAGAGUGCCAAGGCCAGAAGGUGGUCGAUGGCGAGGUGAUGCCCCUCGUCCUGCUCCCGCCGGAGCCUGCCAGAGGGGACGCCGGGUCGCUCGUCGCCGCCCUGAAGAAGAACAGGGAAUGGUUCGACCAGAUGAUCAUCAAGAACAGCGCAGUUCUGCUCCGCGGUUUCGACGUGAAGAACGCCGAGGACUUCAAUGAGAUUGUCGAGGCUUGUGGGUGGGAGGACAUCCGCUACAUCGGGCCCGCGCCGAGGACUCACAUCUACAAGCGGAUUUGGACUGCGAACGAGGGCCCGCUGUCGGAGUUCAUAUACUACCACCAUGAGAUGGUUCUGUUCAAGGAAAACCCCAAGAAGGUGAUACUGUUCUGCGAGGUGCCGCCGCCAGAGGGAGGGGAGACGCCGUUUGUACCGAGCUUCCGGGUGACGGAGCGGAUGCUGGAGGAGUUCCCAGAGGAGGUGGAGGAAAUGGAGAAGAAGGGGCUGAUGUACACCUUCACGGCCCCGAGCAGCAAUAACACUUCCUCCAUGAGGGGCCGCGGCUGGCAGGAUGCUUUUGGCACGCCUGACCCGGCCGAAGCCGAGAGAAGGGUUAAGGCCAUGGGAAUGGACGUGGAAUGGCUGCCUGACGGUGGACUGAAGACGAUAAUCUGCCCACGACCCCUCACAAGGGUGUUCGAGGGAAGGAAAGAAAGGAGGAUGUGGUACAACACCGUGGUGGGGAUGCACGGGAAGGAGAUCAGCUCGGCCACGAUGGCCGAUGGGACCGAGAUCCCAGACCACGUGGUGAAGCGGUGCGGUGAGAUCCUCGACGAGGAGAGCAUCCAAUUCAAGUGGGAGAAGGGCGACGUCCUCUUCUUCGACAACAUGGCCUUGCUUCAUGGACGUAGGCCAUCGCUCCCACCAAGGAAAGUUUUGGUGGCUACUUGCAAGUGAUCUGGUCCCGAGUGUUUCUUGGGUGGAGUCGUGCUCUGGAAAGCUUUGAAAUAGGUUACACGGAGCCAGGGGAAAGUGGAAUGAACUAGGGCAAAGCAUGAAUAAAAGUGAUCUGGUUAUUGAAGUUAUACUAUCUAUAAUAAUGGCCGCGAGCUGUCGCCGCCACCAUCCGAGCUCCCACGUCAUCCCUCCCCCUCGCAACUUGGCAGG
Messenger RNA from Rhodamnia argentea, 1266 nucleotides. RefSeq names its product clavaminate synthase-like protein At3g21360. NCBI's taxonomy places the organism in Eukaryota, Viridiplantae, Streptophyta, Magnoliopsida, Myrtales, Myrtaceae. The record is from RefSeq and is a predicted model, not a curated record. The transcript has 3 exons. The coding region runs from base 88 to 1056 and encodes 322 amino acids. Gene Ontology annotation, molecular function: oxidoreductase activity.